AUGUGCCAAGUGGCCUACGAUGCUCAAUAUAGAGUAAGACUGUACUUUAGAAGUCCGAUUCAGCCAGACCUGAGUAACAACGCAACAUCCCAAUAUCCCAACAAUCCGACAUCACCAUCUACACCCAUGUCGACCCUACAGAGAACUACGCUUUUGCGAGAUCAUCUAACCAGACCCGAUCAUCAACACCUACCAGAAUGGAGACUCAGCCGUCCUAUUCAUGAAGAGCGGCACUUGCGUGUGGUGUGCGUAGGUGCCGGGGCUUCUGGACUAUGCUUUGCCUACAAACUCCAACGAUCGUUUGAGAACUUCGAUCUGCAGAUAUAUGAGAAGAACCCCGCAACGUCGGGCACGUGGCAUGAGAACACGUAUCCUGGAUGUGCUUGUGAUGUUCCUGCUCACAAUUAUACGUUUUCAUGGGAGCCAAAGCUUGACUGGUCCGCGGUGUAUGCGGGUAGCGCCGAGAUCAAGAAGUACUUUCAAGACUUUGCGGCUAAAUACGAUCUUGAUAAGUUCGUCAAGCUCAACCAUCAAGUCGUGGGUGCAUAUUGGGACGAUAAAGUAGGAAAAUGGAACGUUCAGGUGGAGGACAAGGUCGCCAAAAGUACCUUUUGGACUACUUGUGAUAUUCUGAUCAAUGCUUCCGGAAUCUUGAAUGCCUGGAGAUGGCCUGCUAUACCAGGAAUCGAUAGAUACAAAGGGAAAUUGUUGCACAGCGCCAACUGGGACCAUUCAGUGCAAAUGAAAGGCAAGCAUGUUGGCUUAAUCGGUAACGGUUCAUCUGGGAUCCAGAUAUUACCAAGUAUCCAGCCACUAGUAGGACACCUUACAACGUUCAUCCGUGAGCCGACCUGGGUCUCUCCAGUUCAGGGUCUUGAACAACACGUCUACAACUCAAAGGAGCUCCAGGAAUUCGCAGAUGUUCCUGGAGCCCUCCUCAGCCUUCGAAAACAAAAUGAAAUGGCCUUGGAUACGAUUACAAACAUUUUCGCAAAGGACGGGCAGGCCCAGAAAGAAACCCGUGCGGUAAUGACACAACAAAUGAAGGAGAAAUUGCAAAACGAUAAGCUAGCAGCUCAGCUCAUUCCGAACUGGGGUGUCGGUUGUCGCAGAUUAACGCCAGGGGUCAACUACCUGGAAACGCUCAGUGCGCCAAACGUUACCGUUGUGUACGGAGAGAUCAAUGAGAUUACUGAAAAGGGCUGUAUCUGCGAUGACGGCAAUGAAUAUCCCGUCGACAUCCUUAUCUGCGCAACCGGAUUCGACACGUCGUUCAAACCUCGUUUUCCGGUUGUGGGAUUAAAUAAGAUUGAUCUGAGAGAGCAGUGGUCCUCGGAGCCUAAGGGCUAUCUUGGCCUUGCUGCGAGCAACAUGCCCAACUAUUUUCAAUUCUUAGGCCCUAAUUGCCCUGUUGGGAAUGGACCACUUCUUUCAGCCAUCGAGUAUCAAGCAGACUACAUGCUCAAAUUCUGUGACCGAUGGCAGACCGAGAACAUUCAUUCAUUCAGCCCAAAGCAGGCUGCUAUCGAUGAUUUCACGGAUUUUAGUGACGAAUGGAUGAAAGGCACUGUUUGGACCGAGGAUUGCCGCUCCUGGUACAGGGGAGGCAGCCAGUCUGGAAGAAUAACAGCUUUGUGGCCGGGGAGUGUGCUCCAUUACAUCGAGUGCGUAUCGCAUAUUCGUCAUGAUGAUUGGGACAUUAAAUACGCCGGUAAUCGUUUCAAUUAUCUCGGCAACGGACGAAGCCAGGUAGAGCUUGACUUCAGCGCCGACUGGGCAUGGUACGUUCGUGAAGGUGACGACAGCCCUUUCCUGAGCAAGGCCCGCGCCAGGAAGGUAUUGACUUUAAGCGGCAAAAAUGAUGCCCAUGGUCAGGCUAUGAAGAGCCUUGGGGGUAACCUGAUUGGUAAGACAGUAUAG
Molecule: messenger RNA, 1920 nt
Organism: Exophiala oligosperma
Lineage: Eukaryota; Fungi; Ascomycota; Eurotiomycetes; Chaetothyriales; Herpotrichiellaceae
Exons: 4
Coding region: 1-1920 (639 amino acids)
Molecular function (GO): NADP binding; N,N-dimethylaniline monooxygenase activity; flavin adenine dinucleotide binding
Source: RefSeq, a predicted model, not a curated record